Molecule: messenger RNA, 3367 nt
Organism: Phycodurus eques (leafy seadragon)
Lineage: Eukaryota; Metazoa; Chordata; Actinopteri; Syngnathiformes; Syngnathidae
Gene: pabpn1l
Product: PABPN1 like, cytoplasmic
Exons: 7
Coding region: 2298-3104 (268 amino acids)
Molecular function (GO): RNA binding
Source: RefSeq, a predicted model, not a curated record
CGUGAAUGCGUAAGACUUGAUGACGGCAUUUUGUCUGUAACACAAAUGGGCCGGACAAACAGAACCGUUACACGGAAUCCCUUUGUAACAGUUUUAUUUUGUUUUAUUCAUACAAUGUGUUCGGUCAAUUUUAAGGAGAGCUUUUAGAAGGAUAUAAUGCACACUAACUGGACAUUUGAUGCACAUGCACAAUCGUAUGCUAACUGGGGCCGUUAACAAGAGCUGCACCAUAAAUGGCUACUUGUACUUAAAUUGCACUCAGCUGAGGCAAGGCAGAGCAAUUUCGAUUCAAGGACGAUAUUUGUUCAUUCAUGUAGAACGAUACGAUCAGAAAUGAUUCAGUGUUUGGAAAUUGAUUCUGUAACUUUUUGACCAAAAAUUCAACAAGUGUCACUGAAAUAAAUACCUGGAUAUCGGACAGUGCAGGUGAAAUUUCCUAAAUUCCUUUUGUUUCUUGUAUAGGUACAAGGUAAAAUUAAUUAUGAAGAAAAACAAUCACCAACCAUUAGUGCAAAUAAUAAUAAUAAUGGCAAAUGUAUUCACACUUUAUUUAAAGUUGAAAUAAUAGUAGGUUUACCUGCUACUUUUUGUUGUUUUUCAACAUCGUAACAAUAAAAAUCUUACUGUAAUUAAAUACAAAACAUGUAAUGGUCAAAUGUUCUAAUUGUGUAUAUAUAUUACUACCCACUCACUUGUCACGAUGUGUGACGUAGUGGUUAUAUAGUUCUGAGAAGCCUGUGAUGUCCAAGUUACCAUCUGUCAUGAGUUAAACACUACAGCAGUGGUUCCCAAAGUGUGGUACAAGUACCACUAGUAGUGUGUGGGCUCACUCUAGUGGCAUGCAAGAAUCACUAACUGUUCAAACUUUGCAUCAUGUUGCAAAGCAAAUUUAUGUAUAUAGUGCAUUUCAUAUGCAAGGUAACUCAAUAUGCUUUACAUGAUUAAAAUAAUUUAAAAAAAGAAAAAACAGUAAUCCCCAGUUUUAGUAAUUGAUUUGAUAUGAGUGUUGAAAGUCAGGUCGGAAUCUAUCAGAACACCAAGGUUUCGGACUCGGUCUUUGGUUUUUAAAGAGAGUGACUCCAGGUAUUUACUAACUACAAUCCUCUUUUCUUUAUUGCCAAAAACAAUUAGCUCAGGUGUGUUGUGGUUUAAUUGAAGAACAUUUUGGCUCAUCCAGAUAUUUAUCUGUUUUAGACAGUGAAACAAUACCUAAUUUGAACUGGAGACACUGCUAGAUAUAACUGUGUCAUCUGCAUAGCUAUGAUAGUCAAAAUUAAAGUUCUGAAGAAUUUGACCCAAGGGUAGCAUAUACAGGCUGAACAGGAGGGGUCCAAGCAGUGACCCUUGAGGGACCCCAUAGGUCAUUGCCAUUUGAUGAGAUUGAACACUUCCAAUGGUUACAAAAUAACUCCUUUCCUCCAGGUCGGACCUGAACCAUUUAAGGACAGUUCCAUUUAGUCCUACCCACGUUUCCAACCUGUUCAGCAGUAUACUAUGAUCGACCGUAUCAAAAACCGCACUGAGGUCCAACAAGACAAGAAUUUACACCUUUCCCGAGUCAGUAUUCAACCUUAUAUCAUUUAGCACUUUAAUAAGAGCAGAUUCUGUACUGUGAUGAGCUCGGAACCCUCAUUAAAAUUUGUCAAAAAGUCCAUUUAAGUUCAAGAAAUUGCUGAGUUACAGUGUCUUGAACUUUUUAAGAACAUUUUUAAAGUACAGUUGUAUUGAACAUUUAAGCUAAAUAUAUUUGCAUUUUUAUAGCCGUUUUAAAGAAAUUUGAGGUAAAAUGUAUAUUUAACUUUUAUAUGGAAUACAUUUUAAUUGAAUCAUUAGUUUUUUUAUUUUGCUAUAUUAAAGUACAGUAAUGUUCAUUUACUCCACGUCGCCAUCGUGCACAGUAUAUUUGAAUCCAAAAGCUAGUUUAUUUUUAGCCUUGUCGCGUGUCUUUUGGCGUAGUUCUGUAAAUAUCUGACGCCCAAUAGUUAUUUAAAAAAAAUUUAAAAAAAACGUCGGUGGUGUGGAACAGACAACACGUAAUGCCAGGAUCACACUACAAGACAAAUUUGCUCUUUCACAAUUGCACUAUGUCAGACUACUGCAAUAAAAUCUUGUAUUCCGAUACCACCGCAUCCUGUUUUUUCCAAUCACUGGGCUUCAUCGUGUCAACGUAAACGACCGGAUACAUUCGUUACCAUGGCGACGACAACAAUAAUGGAUCGCGCCGUGUGUUUGUAAGAACAAAAUGGGGGGAAACGUGUGUUGGUGGUCACCAGUGCUCAGGAGAGGACGUUCAAGGCAUGCUUCAGUUUGUGUCUCCAUUGGGAUCGACAUUCUCAAGUGACAUCAGAUUGAAGCAACACGUUGAAGUCUGGGAGCUAGCAGCCAUCAAGGCUAGAGUUCAGGAGCUGGAAAUGGAAGAAGAGACUGAAAGAAUGAAGGAAGAGGGAGUAGAAGAGGAGGACAGGUGUGAUGGUGAGGAGAUGCAGCUGCUGACCAGUAGCCCCCGGCCUGGCCCGUUCUACAACAUGACACCUGAGGAAAGGAUGGAUGCAGACAACAGGUCAAUCUAUGUAGGAAAUGUGGACUAUGGAGCUACUGCAGAUGAGUUGGAGAUCCAUUUUAAUGGCUGUGGUCCUGUCAACCGUGUCACCAUCCUCUGCGACAGGUUCUCGGGUCACCCAAAAGGCUUUGCUUACAUUGAGUUCUCCGAUCGCAACUCCGUGCAGAGUGCUAUUGCCCUGCAUGAGACGUUGUUCAGAGGAAGAGUUCUCAAGGUGUUGCCCAAAAGGACCAACAUGCCUGGCAUCAGCACCACUGACAGGGGAGGCCACCGAGGUGGCCACUCAAGAGGCCGAGGGCGAGGCUUUCAGCCCCCCAGGGGCCAGCCUGGCUCUCGAGGCAGGUUUCGCUACCAGUCCACGAGACCACAGCACCAGAACCCCCAUCCUUACUAUGGAGGCCCCCCGGUAGGGAAGAGACAGUGGGGCCACCUGGAUUAUCACGAACAGACGUCCAAACGCUACCCUUGUCUUCUCCUCAUCACCCCACCUUCAGAGGAAAUGGGAGCCGGGGCCAGCGGACAGCACUACCCCCAACAGCGCUAGUGACCCUGCUUGUUUACAAAGCGGGUGUAUAAACUGAUUUGAAACGGAGUUUGGUUCACUGCUUUGUCUGCAUCAGUCCUUUAGAUCAUUUUAAGCUUGUGCUAAUGCAUGAUCGGGUGACCAUCAGGCAUUCAUGCCGCUGUGUCCUACCAUUUUUACAAACUAAUGAAAGUGUUUUGUUUGUGCUUGCUUGUAUAAAUCCUUUUCUUUUAACUUAUACAUCCUUUGCUUUAUGUGAACAAAUAAAGAAAAUUCUGACGCUU